AUUCCUCAGGCAGCCACAUUAAAACCAUAUCUAAAUGCAGUAAAAGAAACUCUAAAUGCAGCAAUUUGCCUCCAAAACUUUGAUUCUCAAAAUGUCGAGAGGCACAACAAACCAGAGGUUGAAGUCAAGUAAGUCACUUAUGCAUCUACAUUAAAGUCACUUGGGGGGGCAAAUCAAUGAUUGUGUAAUAUUCAUUAAGAUAAAUUGGCUAAUGUGAAGAGAUAGCACCCUGACGUCAUUUGCAUGUUUUUUUUCCCUGGUUCCGAUAGGGUCAAAACCCAGGUUAGGAAUAAGUUUAGGGUUCAGGUUAGGUUAAGUGAUAAAUUUAGGACAUAAGUUCGCGGGACGCAACAAAUGCGGUGCUAUCUCUUCACAUUUACCGAUAAAUUAUACCGGGUAGUGUUUUAUAUUUAGUAACACAAUUAACAUGAUUAUUUUUUCAUAUAUUCUUUUUUCAGGAGCAAUAAAGAAUUGCUUUUAACUCCAGUUAUCAUAAGCCGAAAUGAGAGAGAAAGGGUUUUAAUUGAAGGCAGCAUUAACUCUUUGCGAAUCAGUAUAGCUAUAAAACAGGUGCGUUUUUAAUACAAAAUGCUAAGUGAUUAAGAAUUUAGAUUCCCCUCUUUGUAAGUGUCUGACACGUAAAACAAACCCUAGUUACUUCAUGUCAAAUGUUGUCUGCUGUCUUGUCAUUAAAGAAUAAUAUAUAUUUGUACCAAACCCUAUAAAGCAACUAAAUCCUCUCAUCAUACUCAUACCGAGCUUAUCAUAUACUAAGUUUCAUUAAGAUUUACUUGUACAUUGACAUUAUCAUGCAUAUUUGUCUUCAGGCUGACGAGAUAGAGAAAAUUUUAUGCCACAAAUUUACCAGAUUUAUGAUGAUGAGAGCAGAGAAUUUUGCUAUUUUAAGGAGGAAACAGGUGGAGGUGGGUCACCUAGUAUUGCUUAUAGUUUUAGAGAUUAUAAAGAAUGAGAAAAUGUGUUAAUUAGUUUAUAUACCAUUCUCAGUAUUUUAUAUAUAAUAAAAUGGUUUUGGUUUGUUUAUUAAUUAUCUACAAUGCCAAUAAAUUAACUUCAGUUUAUAAUUUUUAUGAUUAUUUCAGGGGUAUGACAUUAGUUUUUUGAUCACCAACUUUCACACUGAACAAAUGUACAAGCAUAAGCUGGUAGACUUCAUCAUUCAUUUCAUGGAAGAAAUUGACAAAGAGAUCAACUUCCUGAAGUUGGCUGUCAACUCUAGGGCUAGAAUCAGUGCGGAAGAAUUUCUGAAAAAUUUCUAA
Lymnaea stagnalis (great pond snail) is the source of this 1277-nucleotide messenger RNA. Lineage: Eukaryota; Metazoa; Mollusca; Gastropoda; Lymnaeidae. The record is from the annotation of a GenBank genome assembly.